This is a messenger RNA of Triticum aestivum (bread wheat), 843 nucleotides long. RefSeq names its product pathogenesis-related protein 1. Gene Ontology annotation, cellular component: nucleus; cytoplasm. The record is from RefSeq and is a predicted model, not a curated record. The coding region runs from base 65 to 547 and encodes 160 amino acids. Gene Ontology annotation, biological process: defense response; abscisic acid-activated signaling pathway. NCBI's taxonomy places the organism in Eukaryota, Viridiplantae, Streptophyta, Magnoliopsida, Poales, Poaceae. The transcript has 2 exons. Gene Ontology annotation, molecular function: signaling receptor activity; abscisic acid binding; protein phosphatase inhibitor activity.
UACAACAGUCGCAGCUCACAUCAUUUGCGCCGGUUGUACUUGUACUAGCUUGAUCAUCAUAGCAAUGGCCUCCACCAACAGUUGGACCCACGAGAUCGAGUCGCCGGUCGCUGCACCGCGCCUUUUCCGUGCCGGUGUCAUGGACUGGCACACCCUGGCCCCCAAGCUUGCGCCACAGAUCGUCGCCAGUGCCCACCCCGUUGAGGGAGAAGGCGGCAUCGGCAGUGUCAGGCAGUUCAACUUCACCUCAGCCAUGCCCUUCAACCUCAUGAAGGAGAGGCUCGAGUUCAUUGACGCGGAGAAGUGCGAGUGCAAGUCGGCCCUCAUCGAGGGCGGUGGCAUCGGCACAGCGAUCGAGACGGCCACGUCGCACAUUAAGGUGGAGCUGGCAGCAAACGGCGGGAGCGUGGUGAAGGUGGAAUCGACAUACAAGCUGCUGCCAGGCGUGGAGGUGAAGGAUGAGAUCACCAAGGCCAAGGACUCUGUCACGGCCAUCUUCAAGGCCGCUGAGGCCUACCUUAUCGCCAACCCGGAUUCCUACAACUAAAUCAGUUGAGAGGAAUCAUACAUGAUUAUGCUGUCCCUAGUUUGAUUUUUGUGUGCUUUCUUCCCGUCUAAUAAAGCUGCUACAACGGUCCAGCCUCCAAGUACUGACGCGAGAGCAGUGAACAUAGUAUGGACUUGAGAAGUUUAAAAGUUGUGUAUUUGUAACUAUCAAAGUUUGCUGUUUGUUUGAUGAUGUUGCUGCUUUUUUUUGGUAUAUUCCUCAUGAUUUUGUACUGGAAUAAAGGAAGUAUUGAAACACAUAAAGAACUUGUAUAUAUAUUUCGAAUUGGAAGUUUA